Molecule: messenger RNA, 791 nt
Organism: Mytilus californianus (California mussel)
Lineage: Eukaryota; Metazoa; Mollusca; Bivalvia; Mytilida; Mytilidae
Product: GTPase IMAP family member 9-like
Exons: 2
Coding region: 47-673 (208 amino acids)
Molecular function (GO): GTP binding
Source: RefSeq, a predicted model, not a curated record
CAUAUAUAAGGCAACAAUGUAGUCAAGCAAGUUGUGUUUCUAUAAAAUGGCAGAAGAAAGAGAUCCGCAUGCAAUAAGAGUUGCACUAAUUGGAAAAACAGGAUGCGGGAAAAGUGCUUUUGGAAACACUCUGGUUGGUUAUAAUUGUUUUGUGUUGCUUCCUUCAGGAGAAUCAGUGACAACAGAAACUAAUGAAGGUACUGGCAAGCUUCCAUCUGGAAAGACGAUAAGAGUUGUUGAUACGCCUGGAAUAUUAAAUACGAAGCAGAAGGCAGUCAUAACAGAAGUUACUAAAAGUAUUGGAUUUCUAUCGCCAGGACCUCAUGCGUUUAUAAUUGUUCUUUCGCCAAACAUAGUAACAGAUGAAGAAAAAGAAGCAAUAAAAGAUCUUAGAAAUUUAUUUGGAAACACUAAUUUUCUAGAUCACACAAUGAUUGUAAUGGUCAGAAAAAAUGAGAUAAGAGACGUAAAGGGAAAUCGAAUGGAUAUUCAUGAAUUCAUCGACAAAAUGGCUGUAGAAGAGGUUCAACAACUAUAUGAAAGAUGUGGUAAACGUAUUGUAGCUUUAGAAAACUUAGCAUCACCACACGAACAGCAAACAUAUGCACAGGAAGUCGCUGAUGAAAUAUCAACUAUGGAUGGUUAUUUUCCCAUGAAUACUUCUUAUUACUAGAAGAAAACAAAAUUCGAAUAAAUCAAAUAGAUAAAUUAAAAAACGCUUUGGAGAAGAAGAUCAAAGAACUGAAUCAGGAUUUAUGCUCCAUUUUGUAAUGAAAUAGAUAAAUUUAUUA